AUGUCCAGCGGGUUUCUGUCUUGUGACGGGGAGAGGAGAGGCGGGUUUCUGUCUUGUGACGGGGAGAGGAGAGGCGGGUUUCUGUCUUGUGACGGGGAGAGGAGAGGCGGGUUUCUGUCUUGUGACGGGGAGAGGAGAGGCGGGUUUCAGUGUUGUGAUGGGGAGAGGAGGAGAGGCACUCUUCAGUGUUGUGUGAUAGGAGGAGAGACGGGUCUCAGUGUUGUGAUAGGAGGAGAGACAGGUCUCAGUGUUGUGAUAGGAGGAGAGACAGGUCUCAGUGUUGUGAUAGGAGGAGAGACAGGUCUCAGUGUUGUGAUAGGAGGAGAGACAGGUCUCAGUGUUGUGAUAGGAGGAGAGACAGGUCUCAGUGUUGUGAUAGGAGGAGAGACAGGUCUCAGUGUUGUGAUAGGAGGAGAGACAGGUCUCAGUGUUGUGAUAGGAGGAGAGACAGGUCUCAGUGUUGUGAUAGGAGGAGAGACAGGUCUCAGUGUUGUGAUAGGGGGUGGAGGAGAGGCAGGUCUCAGUGUUGUGAUAGGGGCUGGAGGAGAUGCAGGUCUCAGUGUUGUGAUAGGGAGAGGAGGAGAGGCAGGUCUCAGUAUUGUGAUUGGAGAGGAAGGUCUCGGUGUUGUGAUAGGGGGUGGAGGAGAUGCAGGUCUCAGUUUUGUGAUAGGGGGUGGAGGAGAGGCAGGUCUCAGUGUUGUGAUAGGAAGAGAGGCAGGUCUCAGUGUUGUGAUAGGGAGAGGAGGAGAGUUCGGUCUCAGUGUUGUGAUAGGAGGAAAGGCUGGUCUCAGUGUUGUGAUAGGAGGAAAGGCUGGUCUCAGUGAUGGGGAGAGGAGAGGCAGGUCUCAGUGUUGUGAUAGGAGGAGAGGCAGGUCUCUGUGUUGUGAUAGGAGGAGAGGCAGGUCUCUGUGUUGUGAUAGGAGGAGAGGCAGGUCUCUGUGUUGUGAUAGGAGGAGAGGCAGGUCUCUGUGUUAUUGGGAGAGGAGAGGCAGGUCUCUGUGUUGUGACAGGGAUUGGAGGAGAGGCAGGUUUAAUUUGCGACAGGGAGUGGAGGAGAGGCAGGUCUGUCUUUUUACAGGGAGAGGCAGUUCUCAGUGUUGUGACAGGGAGAGGAGUAGAGGCAGGUUUCUGUUGUUCGUGCUGUAGGCAGGGAAAUUUUGAGGCGAGGUGGAUCUCUCUGAUCAGACACGUCUGGGGAGAGCCAUGGAGGGAGAGGCUGGCCGAGCUGCCUUCAUCAACACAGACCGGGAGAACCAAAUACAGAGGGGCAGCGAUGACAGUAUUCACGACUUAAAGCCUUUGUGUGCUUAAUAACAGUCCUGUCACUCUGCCAAGGACUCUGGGAGUGUGGGAUUAGCCUGAACAAUCAGGACUGCAGGAUCAAAAUAAAGAGGCAGGAAUGGCGAGGUCACACAGCUACCAUCUGCGCUGCCGCAGUGAAGGGGAGGGGGAGGGGAAGGCCAGGGCUGGCGGCUCAGGCUCCACAUGCAACAAUGAAUAUCUGGAGGCAGUGGCAGCAUCUCAGGCUCAUCGUGCUCUGCUGUGUGCAGUCUGUUAGCUGGCUAACUGCUGCAGCAGAAACACACACACACACACACUCCUCUAACCAAAACAGACUGUUGCUGGUCUACUGCAAAGUCAACACACCUGCUCACACACAUGCACACACACAUGUAUAUCCAUGUUGAAAAGCUCAUAUAAUGUGUGUCCUUGAGGAUUGAAACAGACUGAAUAGACAUCUCACUCUGGCUCCGUGUUAGAGAGGUAAUGUUAUCUUUAUUCAUUUCUGUGCUCGGCCUACACUCCCUCUCUCUCUCUCGUUCUCUCGCUCUCCCUUCUUUUCUUUCCUGGUCUGAGGCUUUAGGCUGCACCCCCACUCCUCUCCUCUGCACUUCCUGUUGUCUCACGCGCUCCUUUCGCUAACAUGAGCCUAUGCACUUUUCACUGUGGGAGAGGCACAGAGCGGGGGCCAAUGGGUUUUGCAAUCUAUGUUUGAUGGCGCCAAGCAAGCGCUCUACAUGUUUGUAGUUUGUGUGCAUAAGGAGGGUGGGAGGUCUGCUUGGUAAAUAUAACUGAAACAACUUCCAGGCUUCAGCUGUGAUUUGGUUCGAUACUGGUUGGGAAUAAGAUGUUGUGUCCACAAGCCUCGUACUGCUUUCUGUAGCGGUAGUUUUGUGUGCUUUGAUUUCCACCGUCUUUCCAGUGGUGUCGCCUAGGUUACACUUUGGCAAUUGACUCACAAGGAAGUUGUUGUAGUUGUUGUGAGAUAUUUAGCCAACUACUUGUGUGAUCACCUCACCAAAAACAGAGAAAGGUAUGCAGGUGAUGCCUUCUUACUCAUACUCUUACACGGUAAUACUACAGUAGUACAGCGGUUUUCGUGAUACACACUCAUCAUAAAUAUCCUUUGAGUCCCCCAUCCGUUGUCCAACAGUGGUAAACACCGCGGUGUAAACAGGCCCU
Molecule: messenger RNA, 2463 nt
Organism: Oncorhynchus keta (chum salmon)
Lineage: Eukaryota; Metazoa; Chordata; Actinopteri; Salmoniformes; Salmonidae
Exons: 6
Coding region: 1-1146 (381 amino acids)
Source: RefSeq, a predicted model, not a curated record